Molecule: messenger RNA, 483 nt
Organism: Penicillium argentinense
Lineage: Eukaryota; Fungi; Ascomycota; Eurotiomycetes; Eurotiales; Aspergillaceae
Exons: 4
Coding region: 1-483 (160 amino acids)
Source: RefSeq, a predicted model, not a curated record
AUGGACGCCGUGGUCAACCAAUGUAAACAUGAUGUCCGCAACUGCCACCCAUUCCAGAGAACGUCUAUCUUGGUUGGAGCCGUUAGGAUCAGCACCUCGAUCCAGAGUCAACCGCAUCAUUUCCACGUGUCCUGCUUUCGCGACCUGCCGCAAUGGAGCCAUGUAUCUGAUCAACAUGCCGUGAAAGUCAUUGGGCUUCACAAGCUGUUACAAGAGGGCUUUGCUGUAACCUCUAUCGAUUUGCACACCAAUUUCAAGGAGAAAAUCGACAAGUUCAGCCUUGCCAAUUUCAGCAACAUCUCUGAGAGCCCACUGGCAGGUGCAUUCCUCGGCUUGCACGUUCAGUUUCCAGUCAUUAUGACCAAGCCGUUCAUUGGGGUCGUCUUGAAACUGGAUCCCAGCUUUGUCGCUGAGAGAGCUGUGAAGUAUAUCCCGAACCAGAGGAAUGAUGCGCAGAGACACCGCUAUGCUGAGAUCAGAUGA